AUGACCACAGGCUGGCCACUGUCAGGGGCAGCACCGGUCAGCGUCCAGCGCCGGCCCAUCAAGGCGAUGACCGGCGGACUGAGCCACCACCACCCUCACUCACCGUCUGGAGGGGUUGCGGGGAACGGCAGACAGUGGCCGUCUGGAUGCCAGACCUCACACCCAGACCUCACACCCAGACCUCACCGGGUGAACGUACGUCGUAUUCACACCCUCACACCCAGACCUCACCCUCAGACCUCACACCCAGACCUCACACCCAGACCUAACCCCCAGACCUCACCCCCAGACCUCACCGCCAGACCUCACCCCCAGACCUCACCCUCAGACCUCACCCCCAGACCUCACCCUCAAACCUCACCCCCAGACCUCACCCCCAGACCUCACCGCCAGACCUCACCGACAGGUCGGUUCUGUAAUCCUAUCAAAAGGGCUCAUGCCGUCUCGGCCCAGGUAUUGCUCUUUGAUCUGAGCCAAAAGGCCGAGAAGCGAGACUAG
Molecule: messenger RNA, 498 nt
Organism: Aplysia californica (California sea hare)
Lineage: Eukaryota; Metazoa; Mollusca; Gastropoda; Aplysiida; Aplysiidae
Product: extensin-like
Exons: 3
Coding region: 1-498 (165 amino acids)
Source: RefSeq, a predicted model, not a curated record